Molecule: messenger RNA, 5823 nt
Organism: Cryptosporidium ubiquitum
Lineage: Eukaryota; Apicomplexa; Conoidasida; Eucoccidiorida; Cryptosporidiidae
Product: pyruvate dehydrogenase
Exons: 1
Coding region: 1-5823 (1940 amino acids)
Biological process (GO): electron transport chain; response to oxidative stress
Molecular function (GO): oxidoreductase activity, acting on the aldehyde or oxo group of donors; FMN binding; thiamine pyrophosphate binding
Source: RefSeq, a predicted model, not a curated record
AUGGGCGAGAAAGAAAUUGUAGAUGGAUGCGUAGCUGCUUGCCAUAUUGCAUAUGCAUGCUCUGAGGUUGCAUUUACGUAUCCAAUAACUCCUUCUAGUACAUUGUCUGAGGUGGCUGACUCAUGGAUGUCUCGUGGACGACGAAAUAUUUUUGACCAGGUUGUAUCGGUUGUUGAAAUGCAGAGUGAAAUGGGCUCUGCUGGUGCAUUGCAUGGCUCUUUGUCUGUUGGUUGUUCUACAACAACUUUUACUGCUUCACAGGGAUUAUUGUUAAUGAUUCCAAAUAUGUAUAAAAUUGCUGGUGAGCUUUGGCCAUGUGUGUUUCAUGUUACAGCUAGAGCUCUUGCCACCUCUUCACUCUCUAUUUUCGGAGAUCACAAUGAUAUUAUGGCUGCUAGACAAACUGGUUGGGCUUUUUUGGGAGCCAUGACAGUACAAGAAGUUAUGGAUUUGGCAUUAGUUUCACAUGUGAGUACAUUUGAAUGCAGUGUUCCUUUUGUCAACUUUUUUGAUGGAUUCAGAACAUCUCAUGAGUUACAGAAAAUUGAUAUGAUCAGUUAUGAUACUAUUAAGGAAAUUUUUCCAUAUCAAAAACUAAAGGAGUUUAGAGAAAGAGCAUUAAACCCCACACACCCAAUUCUAAGAGGUACUGCCACAAGUUCUGAUGUCUAUUUCCAGCUUGCUGAAGCAAGGAAUAAAUAUUAUGAGGCAACUCCAGAUAUUGUUCAAAGUGUUAUGGACCGUCUAGCCAAACUAAUUGGCAGGAGCUAUCAUCUUUUUGACUAUUAUGGCCAUCCCGAUGCAGAUUUCUUGGUUGUUGUUAUGGGAUCUGGUGGUCUCACAAUUGAAGAGAUGAUUGAUUAUCUAUUGGAAAAGGGAGAUGAAAAGAUUGGUAUGAUCAAGGUUAGGCUAUUCAGACCUUGGUCUAUGGAUGCUUUUCUCAAAAAAAUUCCAAAAAAUGUAAAAAGAAUUACUGUCUUAGAAAGAUGUAAAGAAAGUGGUUCUCUUGGAGAACCACUCUGUUUAGAUGUUUCUACAAGCAUUAUGAGAUCUGAAUCAAGUAAUAAAAACAUUUUGGUGUUAGGUGGUAGAUAUGGCCUCGCAAGUAAGGAGUUUACUCCAGGUAUGGCUUUAGCAGUAUGGGAAAAUAUGAUAAGUAGCAAUCCUAUCAACAAUUUCUCUAUUGGAAUUGAUGAUGAUGUCACAUUUAAAUCUCUAUUUGUUAGGAAUCCAAGGUUGGAUUUACUUACCAGCGAAACGAAACAGUGCCUAUUUUGGGGUCUUGGCUCUGAUGGUACAGUUUCUGCCAAUAAAAAUGCUAUUAAGAUUAUUGGAGAGUCUACAGAUCUUCAAGUUCAGGGUUACUUUGCUUAUGAUGCAAAGAAAGCUGGUGGAGCAACAAUGAGCCAUCUUAGAUUUGGCCCUAAACCCAUUAAAUCUGCUUAUUUGCUUCAAAGAUGUGACUAUGUUGCCGUACAUCAUCCAUCAUACAUCCACAAAUUUGAUGUAUUAGAAAACAUUAAACAAGGAGGCUGUUUUGUACUCAAUUGUCCCUGGAGUACUUUAGAAGAACUUAAUCACGAACUUCCUUCGAAGAUUAAGGACCAAAUUGCGUCUAGAGAUGUUAAAUUCUAUGUUAUUGAUGCCCAGAAGAUUGCUCAGGAAUCCAAUCUUGGGAGAAGAAUUAAUAAUAUACUUAUGGUAGUAUUCUUCAGUUUGACUAAUAUCAUUCCUUUGGAUCUCGCAAUUAAGCUUGUGAAGGAGGCCAUUAAAAAGACUUAUGGAAAGAAGGGAGAUGCUGUUGUAAAUUCAAACUGGAAAGCUGUUGACCUCACUUUGAAAUCACUGAUUCAAAUUUUCUAUAAUAAAUCAGAAUGGUUAACUAAAGACAAAGUUGGAGAAAAAGCUACUCUUACUCCUGAUCUAUUGAAUAAAGACCAAGUAGUAACCAAAUCUACCAUUUUGAAGCAAAAAUCAAGCCACGAUAUUAAUCAAUUUGUAAAGGGUAUCCUGGAACCAGUUAAUGCAUUAAAAGGUGACAAACUUCCUGUGUCCAUGUUUGAUCCUACUGGUACUGUUCCCCUUGGAACCACAGCAUAUGAGAAAAGAGGUAUUGCUAUUUCCAUUCCAAUUGUUGAUAUGAAUAAAUGUACUCAAUGUAAUUAUUGUUCCAUUGUUUGUCCACAUGCAGCAAUUCGACCAUUUUUGUUGGAUGAAACAGAGUUUAAGAAUGCACCAGAAACAAUGCAUAUACCAAAAGCUAAGGGAGGUCAGGAAUUUUCAUCUUAUUAUUAUCGGAUUCAAGUUACACCACUGGAUUGUACUGGCUGUGAGUUGUGUGUACAUGCAUGCCCAGAUGAUGCACUUCAUAUGGAGAGUUUGCAAAAGAAAGAAGCUGUGGAAAAGUCUCAUUGGGAUUAUUUAAUUGCUCUUCCAAAUAAGGCUGAGAAGUUUGACAGGACAACUGUAAAGGGUUCACAGUUUCAGCAACCUCUUCUUGAAUUUUCUGCAGCAUGUGAAGGAUGUGGAGAGACGCCUUAUGUUAAAUUACUUACACAACUUUUUGGUGAAAGAAUGGUAAUAGCAAAUGCAACAGGUUGCUCUUCAAUUUGGGGUGCAUCUUAUCCUUCGGUACCAUAUACUAAGAACCAGAAAGGAUAUGGCCCAGCUUGGGGUAAUUCUCUUUUUGAAGAUAAUGCAGAGUAUGGAUUAGGAAUGGUGGUAGGAUAUAGACAAAGAAGAGAUAGGUUUAAAGACUUUGUUUCCAAUGAGAUUUUAAAGGAGGUUGAGGAAGAAAAAGAGUUUCUUGAGCACAAUAAUACUUCAGUAAAAGACAGGGGUGAGAUUAUUACCAAGUAUGAUCAUCUGAAAGAUUAUUUGAGGUCAUGGCUAAAAAACAUCAAGAAUGGUCAGGCAUGCCAAAGCUUAUUUGAGGAGAUAUCUAAGUUACUUGAAGAAAAUUUAAUAAAUAGUAACAAAUUUGCUCAAGUAUUAAGGGAAGACAAAAUUGAAAUUCUGGAAAAACUUUAUGAUUCAAGGGAUUUAAUACCUAAGAUUAGCCAUUGGAUAGUUGGUGGAGACGGCUGGGCCUAUGAUAUAGGAUAUGCUGGUCUUGACCAUGUUUUAUCAUUUGGUGAAGAUGUGAAUAUUUUAAUUUUGGAUACUGAAGUAUAUUCUAAUACUGGAGGUCAAGCAUCUAAAAGCACUCCUUUUGGUGCUAUUGCCAAGUUUGCUCAGGGUGGAAAUUUAAGACAAAAAAAGGAUAUUGGAUCAAUAGCAAUGGAGUAUGGGUCAGUAUAUGUAGCGUCAGUAGCUUUGGGAGCAAGUUACUCUCAAACCAUUAAAUCUUUGUUGGAAGCAGAGAAAUAUCCAGGAACAUCAUUGAUAGUAGCUUAUUCAACUUGUAUUGAACAUGGCUAUACAAAGUAUAACCUCCAACAAGAAAGUGUUAAGCUGGCAGUAGAAAGUGGAUACUGGCCUUUAUAUAGGUACAAUCCAGAGUUAGUUCAAACACAGAUUGUGGACAACUUGACAACAAUAGUAUCUUCAGGAUUUACCUUGGACUCAAAAAAAGUUAAGAUUGAUAUUGAAAGCUUUCUAAAGAGGGAGAAUCGUUUCUUACAAUUGAUAAGAAGUAACCCAGAAUUAGCCUCGAUUGCUAAAAAUAAAUUAAAGGCUCAUUCAGACAAAAGAUUUCAGAAAAUGAAGGAUUUGUCAGAGAAUGUAACAGUAACAUCUUUGAAAGACCAGAUAAAGAAGCUUAAAAAUCAGUUAGUUUCUAUUCAGAAUGCAAGUAAAACAGGGGAAUUAGCUGCUAGUGGCUUAAUUAAUACUGAACUAUUUAUUGAGCAAGAAAUGCAUGUAUUAUAUGGCACUGAAACAGGUAAUUCAGAGGAAGUUGCUCAAUAUAUACAGAGUCAGUUGGUAUCAAGAGGAUAUAUAUCUAGCUCAUUAAAUUUAGAUGACCUGGAUAUUGAAGACUUUUUGAACCCAGAUAAGUUUUCUACAGUUAUAAUUGUUACAAGUACAUCAGGGCAAGGAGAAUUUCCAGGGUCUUCAAAAUUAUUAUAUGAGGCUUUACUUAAUAAACACCUGGAAAAUAAAGAUGACAAAUUCUGUAGUUUUAUGAGAUUUGGAAUAUUUGGUUUAGGUGACUCUAACUAUGUUUUUUUUAAUGAAGCAGCAAAGAAGUGGGAUAAGCUUUUAACAGAUUGUGGUGCAAUGAGGAUUGGAACAAUUGGAAUGGGAGAUGACCAGUCAGAAGAAAAAUAUGAGACUGAACUAAUAGAAUGGUUACCAGAUUAUUUACAAUUGAUUAAUGCUCCAGAACCAAAACAAGAUGAAAAAAGUGAAAUCCCAAAGGAGACUACUUUUAAAGUCACAAUAUUGGACUUUUGUAGAAAUGAUACUCUAAAUGAAGCAACAGGUACUUUAUAUGAGAAAUUGGAUGAGAAUUGUAAAAGUGGAAAUUCGCAAUAUAAGCCAAUAGUUCCACCAAAUUCAGUUUUACUUCCAAUAGUUGAGAAUAAAAGAAUAACAAAUCAAGACUAUGAUAAGGAUGUGAGACAUAUUGUAUUUAAAUUGAAUGAUGGAAAUGGGGCUCCAUGUCUUUCUUAUUGCUUGGGAGAUAGUUUAGCAUUAUAUGGACAGAAUCCAAUUAAUGAAGCAAUUAAAGCUAUUGAAAUGUUUGGUUAUAAUCCAUAUAGUUUGUUAAGGAUAAGUAUGAAUGAAGAUAAUGAAGCAAAUAGCACUAGUAAAGUAAGUCAGAGAUAUAGUUUAUUAUUUGGACAAGAUAUAACUAUAUUACAAUUAUUUGUGGAAUGCUUGGAUCUUUGGGGAAAACCCAAUCGCAAGUUCUUCCAAGAGUUUUAUCGUUAUUGUAGUGAUCCAGAAGAGAAGAUUUUGGCAAAGAAGUGGGCUCAGAAUGAAGGAAAGAAGCUCAUUGAGGAAUUUUCAUCAAAAACUGGAACAUAUUUGGAUAUGUUUAAAAUGUUCAAAUCAGCAAGGCCAACUCUUGCUCAACUUUUGGAUAUUAUUCCCUUCAUAAAAUCAAGAUCAUAUUCAAUAGCUUCUUCUAGCCAAUUUGUGAAUGGAGAAAGUAUUGAAUUAUGCGUGGGAAUUGUGGACUGGAAGCUUGAAUCAGGAGAAAUUAGAUUUGGACAAUGUACAGGUUUUCUAAAUAGACUACCAAUGUUGGAUUCGAGUGAUAAGAUACCAAAAGAGCCAUUAGAAUCAAAAAUUGAUAGUAUUACAAGAAUUCCAUCGAAUAUUAAAGCAAGUGCUUUUAACUUACCUUUUGACUAUAAAUCACCAAUUAUUAUGGCUUGUAUGGGCACUGGAAUUGCACCUUUUAGAGCCUUUAUUCAGAAUAAAAAGUAUAUUAGAGACGUGCUAAAUGAAGAAAUUGGGCCAGUGAUAUUGUACUUUGGCUGUAGAUAUUAUGAUAUGGAUUAUUUGUACCGUGAAGAGCUUGAGAAUUAUGUAAAAGAGGGGGUUAUUUCGUCUUUGAAUAUUGCAUUUUCUAGAGAUCCAAAAGGAUACAAAACACCAGAUUGCGAGAAUAUUAGAUAUGGGCAGAAGAUGUAUGUGCAACACUUAAUGCUUGAAAAUAGUCAAGAAAUUUACGAGAAUUUGAUAGAAAAUUGUGGUUACUUUUACUUGUGUGGUACUAAACAGGUUCCUAUUGAUAUUAGGAAGGCUAUGAUCCAGAUAAUUAUUAAACAGGGGUCUACAAGUGAGUAUAAAGUAUCUGAAGAAUAUGCUAACAAUGUUUUAAAUAAUAUUCAAAUAAUGGGUAGAUAUAAUGUAGAAGCCUGGUCAUAA